UGCGCCGGCCGGUAGCUGCAGCUGGAGCGGUGGCGUUUGGAGGAGACUCGGUGCAGUGUUGGAACUCCCAUGCCCAAACUGCAAGCGACUCCCUCUGAUUUCACCGAGGGGUGUCUGGAAAGAUGAACCUCUGGUUGGGGUGCUAAUGUGAAAAAUACCUUGGGACAUACCUGCCAUUUGUUAAGAAACCUAAUGGCGAGUUCCGAAGGGAUGUUCAGAAAACUAAUGGAUCUGUACCGACACUAGAGGAAACAAUUUUUUAAGACUGCUGAGAAUGAAGGCUCCUUGAGGAGUUCCAGUAGGUAGUGGAAUUAGGUUUGCGACUUACCUCUCCGAAAGGGAUUGGCAGAAGGGAGCCAUAUUGAGCACGAGUAAAGUUGAACAGGGUAUACCUUCUCAGAAGCUUCACAGGAGGGAGAGCAGUGACAAGGAAGUUAUCAUUCUUUGCACGAAACUGGAUGGCUUCUACAGGGAGCCAGGCCUCUGAUAUAGACAAGAUUCUUGGAUUCUUCAGUGAUGGCGCACCCCCCACCAAAAAGCCCAGGAAGCUGCUUCCAAGCUUAAAAACGAAGAAGCCUCGGGAACUUGUGCUGGUGAUUGGAACAGGCAUUAGUGCUGCGGUGGCACCUCAGGUUCCAGCUCUGAAGUCCUGGAAGGGGUUGAUUCAGGCCUUACUGGAUGCCGCCAUUGAUUUUGAUCUUCUAGAAGAUGAGGAGAGCAGAAAAUUUCAGAAAUGUCUCCAUGAAGACAAAAACCUUGUCCAUGUUGCCCAUGACCUUAUCCAGAAACUCUCUCCUCGAACUAGUAAUGUUCGAUCCACGUUUUUCAAGGACUGUUUAUAUGAAGUAUUUGAUGAUUUGGAGUCAAAGAUGGAAGAUUCUGGAAAACAGCUUCUUCAGUCGGUUCUUCACCUGAUGGAAAAUGGAGCCCUGGUAUUAACUACAAAUUUUGAUAAUCUCCUGGAACUGUAUGCAGCAGAUCAGGGAAAACAACUCGAAUCCCUUGACCUUACUGAUGAGAAAAAGGUUCUAGAGUGGGCUCAGGAGAAGCGGAAGCUGAGCGUCUUACACAUCCACGGGGUCUACACUAAUCCUAGUGGCAUUGUCCUCCAUCCAGCUGGGUACCAGAAUGUGCUCAGGAACACUGAAGUUAUGAGAGAGAUUCAGAAACUCUAUGAAAACAAGUCAUUCCUUUUCCUGGGCUGUGGCUGGACUGUGGAUGACACCACUUUCCAAGCCCUUUUUCUGGAAGCUGUGAAGCAUAAAUCUGACUUAGAACAUUUCAUGCUCGUUCGGAGAGGAGAUGUGGAUGAGUUCAAGAAGCUUCGAGAAAACAUGCUGGACAAAGGAAUUAAGGUCAUCUCCUAUGGAAAUGAAUAUGCUGAUCUCCCAGAAUAUUUCAAGCGGCUGACAUGUGAGAUAUCCACAAGGGGUAGAUCAGCAGGGAUGGUGAGAGAAGGUCAGCUGAAUGGCUCCUCGGCGGCGCACAGUGAAAUAAGAGACUGUAGAACAUGAGAGGGGGCUGGAGAGAUCAUCAGCAUUAGACCAAGGUGUCAGGCCCGACUGUGGAGAGUAUUUAACAAGUAAACUUAUAAGAACCCAGCACAGCUCCAUGGAAGUACCAAAACCCAGAGGUUGAAGGUUGGGGGUAGAGUUGGGGGUUGGGGGGGUGCUCCAGCUCAGUCCUUCAUGCCCACUGGUUCUUGAUCUUCUGCGGCCUCUUCCAGUUCACGAAUCCCCAAGUGACAACGGGGCCCAGUGCAGCCUCCCCCCACCCCUGCGCUGGACAUGCCUGUGUCCACACAGCAGAUCAGUUCGACACCUCCACUGACUGUGGCUCCAGCCCUGCAUGAAGGACUUGGGAGCUAGACGCCGUGGGGUCACCGUGGCCCUUGUUGCAGUUUUGUACUCUAUACCUGGUUUUUCAAUUAAGCUUAAUGGCUUUUUUAAAACAUGACUUGAAGCUCUAGUUUUCUAGAUCUUUUACAGUGUACAGUAUUUUACAUAACUGAGCUGUAUUAAAAGCUUGUUCAUUUACUUCCCAGGGCCCUGGCUCUACUUUUAGAGUCCCUUUAGAAAACCUGCAAAGGCACUAAAUGAGCCUACUUUUUGUAACUUAAUUUAAGGGUUGUGUUCUUUCACAUUGAA
Lontra canadensis (Northern American river otter) is the source of this 2147-nucleotide messenger RNA. It is a transcript of the gene SIRAL1, whose product is annotated as family with sequence similarity 118 member B. The record is from RefSeq and is a predicted model, not a curated record. The transcript is spliced from 10 exons. Bases 459 to 1514 code for a protein of 351 amino acids. NCBI's taxonomy places the organism in Eukaryota, Metazoa, Chordata, Mammalia, Carnivora, Mustelidae.